UGUUUCUCAGAAUUUAAUGCCGCGAAUUUAUUAAAAAUUACAAUAGUACUGUCAGAUGAUUACAAACAUCUUGAUAACCAUACUUUCAUUGUGUGUCAGUUUAGUACUACGAUAUUAAUAUUACUGGUUUAUGCAAGAAUUAUUGAAUAGAAAUGAGGUUAGGUAGAGUAUCAGACCUACCUUUCACACGUGGAAGCGAAUGUAAGGGUGGGAUCAGAAACAAUGCAAUGAUGCAAGAACAUGGAAUCCUGCAGUGGCACACCGACAUCAUCAGAAACUGGUGUUGCUGCCACCGUCACUUCUACCAGCACUACAGCCACCGCUACCACCAAUGUCUCAUUGAGCAAUGGAGGUGCCCAUGGGGAGGAAGAUGAGGACUCCAACUUUGAUCGUCUGACUCAAAUGUUGCCAGAAUGUUUUGUUAGUGUCAAACUUGAAAAUAACGAAGACACUUGUUCUGCAGAGAUAUCUACUAACACGGUAUCGCCUAUACAGGACACCGUACGUAAAGGAACUUCGUCAGGGUGUCCUGAAGUUUUAAGUGAGCCGGCACCUUCUAAAUCAGUAUCGCUGGACAUGCAGAACUCUCAGCACACGACUGGAACUGGAAGUCGAGUGGCUCCUUGUUUUCACCACAGGGGAACAAUGGGGUGCUCUGCGAUACCAGAAAUGCCUCCCUGGCUUCAGCAAUGUUACACCACAGGGCAGAUAUCUGGCAGUGACAGCUGUCAGCAAGGACCUCAGCACUUCCACCAAUCUGCAAUGUAUUUCAGUCAUGAAGGCCCUAUCAUUCAAGGAGACAGGUCUUUGAAGUCUGGAGGAGGAAUUUCUCGUAUAGAUACGACUCCUGCUGGAAUUGGUGGCCUUUCAAAUGGUGACAUUUGUGAUUCAAACACCUUCCUCAACUAUGUUUUGAACCAGCAAAGGUCAAGUGGUAUUUUCUUGUUUGACCCCAUCCGUACCCUUCAUCCAAAUGAACCCAGCACCGAAACAUCUGAGCAUGAAAGUAAUACGAACACAGAGUCUACCAAGCAUCAGAAUCUCAACCACAAACACACGAGUGAUGCCUCGGUUAAACGUAAUAACUCACCGCCAUCUUCCAUCGCUCCGGUCGAGGGUAAUCCCUCGCGCCGUGAUGCUGCCACCAAUACUGUCUCGAAAUAUGCGCAAACAAUUCCGUUACUUCCCCUUAAUUCCGAUGCAAAGACCAACGUGGGUGACCACUUGGAUGAUGGCGAUAUACCCAUGACUCGAAUUCAGUCCAAGGCAUGCCACUUACGCCAUUGUACCAAAUGUAUCAUGUCAAAAAUAAGUCACAUGUGUCAUGACGAGAGAACGUUGCAAGCACAAGAUGAAAGUGGAGGCCAGAGCUUAACUGCAAACUUUACUGUUAGUGGUGCUUGUCAGAAAAUUAUAAACAUGAGGAAUUGCUCUACUGUGGGCUGUGGUAAUCAUAUUGCAGAUGCUAAAGCUGAAAGUGGGAAGGUACAGACUAAUUUUGUUGUCAUAAGUACAGAUGGCAGCAGUGACAUAAGCCCUCAACAGGGGCAACAGUGUAACCAUGGAUCUUGUUCUUGUUUGGCGGAGAAUACUCGUAAUCUUACGGGCCAUGCUGUAAAGACUGAAGACUUGUCAGCUCAUAACUUCGGUGGUACAGACAGUAACGGCAAAUUUGGAAACAUGCAAUUAGGCCACGGAGUUGUUACCGACUGCAAAUGUAUGAAUGAUUGCAGUAGUAUGUGCAUUAAGGAUAAUCGUAGAUUGCAUUACGUUGAUAUUGAUAGGCCGUUUACUUGUGAAAUAUGUUUCAAGAACUAUCCUACAAGCACUGCACUGAUGAACCAUAUGAGGUACCAUCGUGGACAACGACCAUAUCAGUGUGAAGUCUGCAACAAGGCUUUUGCAACAAAUUCUCAUCUCGUCACUCACCGCAGAGUUCAUACAGGUGAACGACCAUUUCAAUGUAGGCUGUGCAGACGCAGCUUUGCUGACCGGUCUGCAUAUGUCAAGCAUGAACGUACUCACGGCCCAAAUGGAACGAUAAUCAAGCGAUACAAAUGUGAUGAAUGUGGUAAUUCAUUUGUGGAUUCUUGUGGUUUGAAGAAACAUGUUCGGAUACAUACUGGCGAGAGACCGUACUGUUGUUCAGUGUGUCAGAAAACAUUUUCAACUAGUUCAACUUUUGUUGCCCACAAGAGGAUUCAUAGUGGAGAAAGACCAUACAAGUGUGAAAACUGUGACAAAAUGUUCAUUACCAAGUCUCACCUCUUGACUCACCGACGGACACACACGGGUGAAAAACCUUUCAGCUGCCAGGUGUGUAACAGGGCAUUUGCGGAUGGUUCAAGUUUUCGCCGUCACGAGCGUCUCCAUACAGGUGAGAAUAGGCAUACUUGUGAUAUCUGUGGUAAGGGCUUCCCAUUUGACACGUCAUUGGCCAAACAUAAACAGAGCCACAUACCUGGCACGCCAACAUAUGUAUAUAUGGUAUGAAUUAUUUGCUGGCUAUUUGUACAGUCUUUUGGACUUGAAAGAUUUUCUUUUCAGAAAUUCAUCGUAUGUAGGGAUCAUUGCAUAUUAGAAAUCAUGGCUAGUGAAUGUAAUCUCAGUGAAGCUCUUAUUUAGGUAUAUAGGAAUACUUUUCUUUUUGUUGUCGGUAUUUGGCAGAAACUAUUUCCGUGGGUAUCUGUUUAACUUACUGAAGGACGUGUCUUACUGAUGAACACCUGGAGGGAUGUUUAUGAUUUACGGUAACAGAAAUUAACCUUAUAUUGAAAGAUUACUCAAUAUAAGCAGUGUUUUAUUUAUAAUUUAGACAACUGAUGAAGUCCAAGAAAGAUUGUAAUGCACCAUUGUCAGAAACGUUCAGAUAUCACCCUGAUUUAGAUUAUUUAACAGUAGAGUAAAAUGUAUGUAUAUCCAAAGCUUUGUAUGUGAUGGUACUGUUAUGUUUGAAUUUUCAUCAAAUUAGAAUGUUUAAGGACAACCAAAAUCAGUAAUUCACAUUCAUCGCCCUGAUGACGGAGGGAGUAUGUCCUCUGAAACGUUGGUUAACAUCGACCAGUCUACACGGCGCAACAACCCAGAAGACAGAAAUCUUCAUACUCACCGCUGUGAGAACCUCAAGUCUUAAAACUCUGAAUUAGCUUUUGUUUUGCUAUAACUAGUGAGUUCAGCAUAUUCUGUACCAAACUAUGCAGCAAAAAUGUUCAAUAGACAUUCAAAAAUAAAAUUUUAAUUCAAAAUUCAUUCUGGGUUUACAUAUAAUUAGAAACUGGAAAUUGAAGUACCAACUGCACAGUGUAAAAAGUGAGAAGAGAAAUAAAUACAAGUUUUUAAAAGCUAAUAAAAUUCAUAUAGAUAAUAAGUAAUGUAAUAUUACACAGUAAAGACAAGUAAUGGUCAACAUAGAAACAUUGUGUAAUGUAAGGUUUAGAAUAAUAAUCAUAUAGAUAUUAAAAUGUUCCUUUUACCUCAUGAGAAGUGAACAUGUGAUGAAUCUGAUAAGGCAUAAUGCUCUGGUCAACUUUUUUUACCACUAUAAACCAGAAGUGCUGUAAUCUGCUGGCAGAACCUGGGAAGUACAUUGUGAUUUUUUUUUUUCAACCACAGUGUGUUUUGAGGGAAAGCUGUUAACACUAAAGUUGAAACAGAAUAUUACAAUGAAUUUUAUAUAUAGUGGUUGAAAAAUGAACCACAAGUUGUUAAUGGGUUAAAUUAUUAUUGAAAAGCUGAAAAGGUAUGAUUCACCAGGUACUGAUAAAGUUUUAGACAAAUUUAUUGAAGCAUGAGGCAAAAUAUUUUCUGCAAUGCAGAAACUUGUUAAUUUUAUGUGUAAUAAAGAAGAAUAAGUGCAGAAGUAGAUGUAAUAUUUUAUUAUACCUAUAAAAGAAACUGGAACAUAUUGGGAUCCAAUUUCAAUUCCCAAUUUUAAUAAAAAUAAUAACAAUACAUGAACAUGUGUGUUAGGUUAGGUUCCUGCUUUAUUGAUUCAUUUGUUGGAAACUGAUUAUUGUGAGAACAGCAUAAGUGUUCAUAAAACAAAAUGUCUGUUAUUGUACUUAAAAGACUUUAUAAAUAACUUGUUUGUAAUGUGUUCUAUAAGUAAUGUAAAUCCUUAGCCCUGUUGUAUAAUGCAUUUAGCUCUGUGCUAAAUGUAUUAAACUCAUUUGCAUAUAGUAAUGUGAUUGAAAACCAGUUGAGUUGCAUUUUUGUUGUUGUCAUGAAGCUGCCAUGUUGUAGUUUUUACAUUGUACAAGAGAAUUAAAAAAAGUGAAGUUGUAUAUAUUUAAAUGAUGUGUUGCUGUACAUCAUUUCAGGACUGUAUUAAGUAAUGCUGGUAUGUCUGCCAUUGCCAUGUUAGUAUUUUCAAUCAUAAGAUAUUAAAAAAAUAUGAAUUUUGGAUAGCCUCUAAUGGCAUAACAUCCAUACCAUAUUUCAUAAAAUCUUUCAGUCAGUUACUGAUUUGAAACGUGCAGUCAGAUUGACAAAAUCAGCACUUUAUGUAUUCGUUUGAUGUAAAUUGUGCAGAAAACGCAUAAAAGGGUUGAUAAAACUGAUUAGAAUCAUAAUUGGAGAAUAUCUCUCUUCCAGCCUUCUCUUGGUGAUGUUAACACUAUCUGGUUUAUAACUUGAUGCCCAUAGAUCAGUUACUGAUCACAUUUUCUGUGUUUGUCAGAUAGAGAAGAAAAAUUAUAAGUGCAAUUGGACAAUACAUCUAUUAUUUACAGACAUCUAGAAAGCCUGGGAAUCAAGAGAGAAAUAUUGUACAACAUUCUCAUCCAGUUUGGUAUAUUGAAAAAACUAGUUAGGCUAAUCAAAGUAUGUUUAAACAAAACUGGUAGUAAACAGGUUAACAUUCAUUUGAUACAUUUUCUAUUCAGAAUGGUGUGAAACAUGGAGAUACUUUAUCACCACUGCUUUUUAACAUCACUUUGGGAUAUGCCAUUAAGAAGGUGAGGAAAAUCAGGUGAGAUUAUAGUCAAAUGGAACACAUCAACCACUGGAGUAUGCUGGUGAUGGAGCAUUAAAUAAGAAUACAGAAAAUCUGCUUGGUCUAGAAAGAAACGCAGAAAAGAACAAGUAUACCAUUAUGUCUUGUCGCCAGAGUGUGGGACAAAUUCAUAAUAUAAGUGUGUGCAGUACGCGACUGUAAUCUUGAGACUUGCAAGGAAUGCAGGAAGUCCGAAGCAUUAAAGGCAGACGCUAUCUUUCCUCCUUCACCCCACUUCCUCACCCCGCAAGUCUCAAGAUUACAGUCGCGGACUAUAUAAUCCUUUUAAUAUAUGAUGACUCCCCUGAGGGUGGUCAUAUGAGACCAAAACAUCCAGAGAUGAAUGGUAAAUGUUGUAUUUGAUGGUGCUAAUACAUUUAAAUAUUAGUUACUUAAAUUGUAUUGCAUUUCCACUGACUUUGUUAACAUAUUCCUCGAAAAUUAUACUCAGCUUACUCACAUCACUGAUAACGUUGGCUAUUCACAUAUAAUGCUUACAUUGUCACCCAUAUUAUUAGUCAUGGUGUAUGUAUAUAUUUCAGAUAAUGUGUGUGUAUAUUAAAAAUAAAGUAAUCUACACAUAUUUUAAGUG
Zootermopsis nevadensis is the source of this 5585-nucleotide messenger RNA. RefSeq lists its product as uncharacterized. Lineage: Eukaryota; Metazoa; Arthropoda; Insecta; Blattodea; Termopsidae. Gene Ontology annotation, cellular component: PcG protein complex; chromatin; transcription regulator complex. Gene Ontology annotation, molecular function: RNA polymerase II cis-regulatory region sequence-specific DNA binding; DNA-binding transcription factor activity, RNA polymerase II-specific. Gene Ontology annotation, biological process: regulation of transcription by RNA polymerase II. The record is from RefSeq and is a predicted model, not a curated record.